AUGGGCUAUCAGCCAAAAGGGUAUCCGAGACUGGCGAAUUUGAUGGCAAGGGAGAAGGACGUUGCCAUCUUUCGCCGUUUCGACAGCUUGAAUAUUCUUAGCCUUCUUGCGCUUCAAGCAGAAAUUGUCCAACUGGAAGUUGAACUGCGCAUUACAACCCGAGCAGACGAUGACAUAGUCCACAGCGCUUCCACGGCCCAGGGAGAUCAAGCCGUCAGCCCGUCUCAUUAUGCCGGAAACUUCAGGCUGUCUCGAGACAGCAAUAGCCAUCAGUUUCAGUUACUAGAGAAAAUACGGGGAAAGCUUAGGGAAUACAUAUCGCAACUGAAUCACAUUGGCUCUCCAGUGGGCUCGCAACUCGAAAUGCUCAAAGACUGGCUCAGAGACCAAAAUCUCGGUCACCCUUUCCUAGAAGACCACGAAAUAGAAACUUGGAGCGAUGCCGACAAGCGACAGUACAUGUGCCUGCAGCCGACAGCAACGGAAGAUGAUUCAUUCAGUCGAUUCGUUUCAAACGUUCUUCUGCGAGCCUAUCAUCACUUCGUGGGAGAUCGUCUCAACACCGGAGAGACCGUUGACGAAAUUUCCCGUCAUGCUUCGUACAGCAGAAGCGUUGUUAGCAGAAUUAGCAACUUUGGUACCACGAUUCUCGCCUGCAUUAUACCAGUGCUCACAAUUUUCGUCCUAAACAUUCUGCCAUCUACCAAUACUCGAAUUCUUGUCACUCUAGGAUUUACAGUUUUGUUCGCCACCGUGUUGGCUGUCUUCAGCAACGCUAAGAGGGUUGAGAUUUUUGCUGCGACUGCGACGUGAGUGGCGCUUCAAUCCCAGAAUUUCUGUAUGAGCAGCCAAUCUGAGAGCUAACUGGAUAAUUAGGUUCGCUGCUGUGGAGGUGGUCUUUAUUGGG
Messenger RNA from Ilyonectria robusta, 907 nucleotides. RefSeq lists its product as uncharacterized. NCBI's taxonomy places the organism in Eukaryota, Fungi, Ascomycota, Sordariomycetes, Hypocreales, Nectriaceae. The transcript is spliced from 2 exons. The record is from RefSeq and is a predicted model, not a curated record. The coding region runs from base 1 to 813 and encodes 270 amino acids.